GGCAAUUAAAGUGGAAAUCCUGGAUCCAGUUUGAGACCUGGGUAGUGAUGACACAAACCAGAGCACUGGCACAUGUUAAGGGCUUUUUUGUGCUAUUUUGUGGGAGUUCGGACUUGUCUGCUUGCCAAAGUUCGGAGUGCAUGAAAUGACCAGUUCAGGGAGGCGAUUGAUGGCAGGGUGACAUAGGGAGCAUCCACACUGUAGAAGGAAUUUGACACCACUUUAAUAGCCACAAGGGCAGUUCCCUGAACAAAUGCCCAUACAGGCCUUACACAGUAUGAGACACCUGGCAACCCUAAUAAAAAAACACCUGUCUUUUAAAAAAAGAAGGGAAUAUGCUCCCUCCCGCAGAGAUUUGUGUUUUGGGAAAUAAAAAAGAGUGUUCUCCUGACAGUGCAGUGCUCCUCCUUUUGCUGCCACGUGUUUCCUUCCGGGGAGGGAAGGGGGAAAGAGGCCGGGGCUCCCUUCCUGUUUGGCAGCCCAGAGAUGGAAGGAGGGAAGGGAAAAGGGAAGAGCCACACUGCUGCACAACCCUGGAAUUCCCCUGUCUAAGCCCCGGCAGGCCGGCUCCUGUUGCAACAGAGGCACUUAGGGCUGCCCCAGCCUGUCUCUCUUUCCUACUCAAAUGGGAUCUGCAAAGGGGAGAAGUUUCCUGUGCAGCCUGGAUGUUUAGAGAAGAGUUCUGUAAUUGAGUUCAUCACUAAAAGACCAACAUCUUCACGGAUUGUCCACUAUGGCAAAAGCAGUGUUGAUUGAUCUGUGCCACCUCGAAACCAACUCUUGGAAUAAUCAGAUUCAGGACUCAAUCAUUAGGACAUUAGAAGCUCUUGGAAAGGAAGUUUCUUCCCAGGCUCCAUUUGUUUGCCUUAUGUGUUGCCAAGCCUUAAAGACUAAAAGGAAUGGUGAAGAUACGCUCCAGAAAACAAUGCAGAGUUUUCAGUGCUCAAAGGGAAGAUUUGAGGUUGUGUGUUCUGAAAAUACGGUCUCCACUUUGUAUGCCAUUAAACAGAAGCUUGAUGAAAAAGAUAUAAGUGUAAUUAAAAUAAUCUUGCCUUCACAAAGAAAGCCACUAAUGAGAGAGUAUACCAGUCAGCUUUUUACUAGCGUUUACCAGAUUGAGUAUGAAGAUUUAGAGGUAACUUGUGAAGAAAAUAAUCUCCCAAAAUCAACAGCACCACAAAGUGAACUAAUAUCGCUCUCAGUCCAAGAUGCAGAAAAGAUCCAAAAUGAGAUAAAGAUGUUUUUUGAAAGCCUGCCUGCUCUGAAAGGGAAACUCACCCUUCUCAAAUCUUCGUUGAUUCCAGAUCAUAUCUUCCUCCAUGGAUUUACUACAAGGACAGGUGGCAUUUCCUAUAUAUCGACCCUGAGCUCCUUCAACCUCUUCAGCAGCUCCAAGCGACGUGACCCACCUGCAGUGGUUAAGGAAAACCUUCGUAGGUUAGCCGUCACUGCUGGAUUCAACCAAGAUACAUAUCACAGUGUAAAGGUCAACCAUGCCAGUGAUGUUUGGAUCAUGGGAAAGACCAAACCAGAGAGCUAUGAUGGAAUAGUAACUAACCAGAAAGGGGUAACAAUUGCUGCUCCUGGAGCAGAUUGCAUCCCUGUGCUUUUUGCUGAUCCAGUUCGAAAAGCAUGUGGUGCUGCUCAUUCAGGUUGGCAAGGCACGUUGCAAGGCGUUUCUAUGGCUGUUGUUAAUGCUAUGAUAUCGGAAUAUGGCUGUAACGUGAAAGACAUCCUUGUGGUCUUGGGGCCAUCUGUUGGGCCUUGUUGCUUUAAACUACCACAAGAAUCAGCCCAAAAAUUUCACAGGAUUGAUCCAAAAUGUGUAAGACUUUAUGAAUCAUCACAUCCUUACGUUGAUAUCCGAAGAGCUACACGUGUUCUUCUGGAGGCUGGAGGAGUUCUUCCUCAGAACAUUCAAGAUGAUUCUGUGAUGGACCCAAACCAAAAUGUCACUCUCUGUACAUCAUGUUGCCCCAAUCAGUUCUAUUCUCAUGUCCGUGACGGUGAGAAUUUUGGGACACAGGUUGGAUACAUAUCAAUUAAAGGCUAAGAGAUCAUCACGAGAAGGAUUAAUGUGGCGGAAACUGUCGGUGAAGUAAUGAUGACCUUGCCUGAUCUUGGGUUCUUCCAUUGUUGCCAUUUUCAGCUGGAGCCCUUCUACCAUAUCUUGUGAACACAACUGUCCUGGGAAGGGAGAAAAGAGUCCUCCAUCACAAAACCUUGGGAGAUUUUAGUGGCCUUUCUGUGUGCUCAUGUGGCAGUACAUCUUUGGGAAUUGACAUUUAGUUGGUUCCCAAAAUCCUGCCUCAGGCGCAGAACUGUUACAAAGACGGCUGCACUUCAGAUUGUUUAUCUCCACCCACUUCAACUUGCCAAUGAGUUGCAUUACCAUUUCAGGUGAAGCCCUAAGUCUUACCUUAAAAUAUCCACCCUUUUCCUUAUCUGGGCACACACAGAAGGCAUCAAAGGCGCUGUGUUGCAAUGGUUCUGGUUAUAUUUCUCAGGCAGGUUCCAGAUGGUGGUGCUUGGGGAUAGCUGCUCCCCAAAAAGGAGCGGUUAUGUGGUUGCCAGUUCCUGGGCAAAGUAUAAAGUGUUUGUUAUGACCUUUAAAGCCCUACAUAUUUUGGGUACAGGUUUCCCAGAGGAUUGCUUCCUCCAACACAAUCCACCCUUUAGGACACAGAUCCUCUGGGGAGCGAUUGCUCCCACCAGACAGAACCUGACUGGCAACCAUCACUUAGAGGACACAACUGAAGACCUUUCUCUUCCACCUUUCUACUCAGUCUUCCUAAUGGAUGACCUUCUUACAGCGACACCAUAAGCACUUGAAGCGUCCAGCUUCUGGUCAAAGAAAAUUUAGUAUAAUGCCAAGUUUUUAACUUUGUGAUUUUUCUGUCCAUUAUAAUUUCUCAAUUCAUUCUCAAUUCACUUUUGACACAAUAAAUAAAACCCAGUCAAUUCCGUGAAUUUUAAUCUGCAUUUAAUCAGUGGAUUUGAAGUUGUAUUUUAAUUCUGUGUAUCAUAUAUAUGUGUUUUAAUUGUGUUUUUAUCUCUUUGUUUUACCCUGCCUCUAGCCACAGGGAGAGGUGGGUAAUAUUAUUAUUAUCAUAAUUAUUGUUAUUAUCUACUGAGGGAAGACCCCACGUGAAACUCCGCCAUCAACCUAUUUGGUACUGGAGGAGGCAACAAAGCUGAUACAAAGUUGAACAUAAAGCCACUGCUUUAGCUGUGACAGAUUAGAUCAUUAAUUGUCUCUCCAGUUCACCUUUGGAAACAGAUGUGAGGGAGAGAAAAAUGCAGUAUCAUUGUAAGAGAUUAUCUAUACCAACAAUGAUCUUUUCCAUUUUAAAUGGUAUGCAUGGUUACAUUUAGUUAUCACUCAGAACAUUUUUUAAAUAAAAUUCCAAGUUAC
Anolis carolinensis (green anole) is the source of this 3415-nucleotide messenger RNA. It is a transcript of the gene lacc1, whose product is annotated as laccase domain containing 1. The record is from RefSeq and is a predicted model, not a curated record. Lineage: Eukaryota; Metazoa; Chordata; Lepidosauria; Squamata; Anolidae. The transcript is spliced from 6 exons. Gene Ontology annotation, molecular function: copper ion binding. Bases 734 to 2053 code for a protein of 439 amino acids.